AUGCUCUUCUCCGCCAUCCUCUCCACGGGCAUCGCCCUCCUCGGCGCCACCACCGCCGCCGCGCUCCCCGCCGGCCCGUCGACGGACAACGCGUGCUGCUGCUGUGACGUCAGCCGCGAGGCCAUUGCCUGCACCCACACCAUCAGCAAGGCCGACUGCUUCUGCACCGCCGUCGUGUGCCCCAAGAACGCACCCAUCAUCAUUGACGACUAA
This is a messenger RNA of Hirsutella rhossiliensis, 213 nucleotides long. RefSeq lists its product as uncharacterized. The record is from RefSeq and is a predicted model, not a curated record. The transcript has a single exon. Bases 1 to 213 code for a protein of 70 amino acids. NCBI's taxonomy places the organism in Eukaryota, Fungi, Ascomycota, Sordariomycetes, Hypocreales, Ophiocordycipitaceae.